AUGGCGUCGCGAUUUUCCAUCAUCGCUUCCGUCAUCUCCUUCGCUCUCCUCUCCCGAUCCUCUCUCGCCGAAGAUCCUUCCGUCUCCUACGUUUACGAACUCUCGUACAUCACUGCCUCUCCUCUCGGCGUUCCUCAACAGGUCAUAGCAGUAAACGGAAUAUUCCCAGGCCCUGUCGUAACUGCCACAACAAACUACAACGUCGAAGUUAACGUAUUCAACCGUUUAGAUGAGCCGCUUCUACUCACUUGGAAUGGGAUUGAGAUGAGACGUAACGCAUGGCAAGACGGAGUUCUCGGAACAAACUGUCCCAUCCCUCCGAAAUGGAACUUCACUUACAGCUUCCAAGUCAAAGACCAGAUCGGUAGUUUCUUCUACUUCCCUUCACUAAACUUCCAGAGAGCUUCUGGUGGCUUUGGUCCUAUAGUGAUAGAUAACCAGGAUCGUAUUCCUCUCCCUUUCACUAAGCCUGAUGGUGAGAUCACCUUCAUGAUUGGUGAUUGGUUUACUCAAAACCAUACAGUGUUAAGGAGUGUGCUUGACUCUGGUGAAGAGCUUGGGAUGCCUGAUGGAGUUUUGAUCAAUGGGAAGGGUCCUUAUAAGUAUAAUAGUAGUGUUCCUGAUGGGAUUCAAUAUGAAACUGUUAAUGUUGAUCCAGGGAAAACGUAUAGGAUUCGUGUUCAUAAUGUUGGUAUCUCGACAAGUUUGAACUUGAGGAUUCAGAACCAUAAGUUGUUGUUAGUUGAAACGGAGGGUCGAUACACAUUGCAAACGAACUUCUCGGAUUUUGAUAUCCAUGUGGGACAGUCUUACUCUUUCUUGGUGACAAUGGACCAAAACGCCUCUAGUGAUUACUACAUUGUUGCGAGUGCAAGGUUUGUGGAUGAAGAAGUGUGGCAGAGAGUCACAGGUGUUGGGAUUCUUCAUUAUUCGAAUUCCAAAGGUCCUGCUUCUGGUCCUCUUCCGGUUCCGUCUACUGAUGUUUCUCACCCUUGGUCUGUGAUGAACCAACAGAGAGCCAUUAAGCAAAACACAACUUCGAGUGGAGCUCGUCCAAACCCCCAGGGAUCAUAUCACUACGGACAGAUAAAUAUCACAGGCACAUACAUUUUUAGAAGCAUGCCUCCAACCAUGAUCAAUGGGUCACUUCGUGCUACGCUUAAUGGGAUUUCGUUUCUGAACCCAAGCACACCCAUGAGGCUUGCGGAUAAGCAUAGGGUUAAAGGAGUUUAUAAGAUGGAUUUCCCAUCAAAACCUGUUGACAACAGACCUCCUCGUUUGGAGAGUUCUAUCAUCAACGCAACAUACAGAAGCUUUGUUCAAGUUAUAUUCCAGAACAAUGACACCAAAGUCCAGAGCUUUCAUAUUGAUGGAUACUCUUUCUACGUCGUUGCAAUGGACUUUGGAAUCUGGACUGAAGACAGAAAUGGUUCUUAUAACAACUGGGAUGCAAUAUCACGAAGCACAAUAGAGGUUUACCCAGGGGCAUGGACUGCUGUACUAAUGUCACUCGAUAAUGCAGGAGUUUGGAAUAUCAGAGUUGAGAAUCUUGACAGAUGGUAUCUUGGUCGAGAAACAUACAUACGAAUAAUUAACCCCGAGGAGAACGGUAAAACAGAAAUGGGUCAGCCCAAAAAUGUUCUUUACUGUGGUGCUCUCAAGAGCUUGCAGAAGCAACAGUUCCAUCGCUCUGCAUCAUCAAGGCUAAGUGGAAAUUUGAUUCUAAUAUUCAGCUUCAUGAUGGUUCUGCUCGCCUCGGUUUCAGCACUUUGCUGA
Eruca vesicaria subsp. sativa (arugula) is the source of this 1776-nucleotide messenger RNA. Lineage: Eukaryota; Viridiplantae; Streptophyta; Magnoliopsida; Brassicales; Brassicaceae. The record is from the annotation of a GenBank genome assembly.